CUCUCCUGAGCCUGGCCAGCACCCUUCCCGCUGGCCUGUGACAGCUAAGAGCGGGUGAUUAUGGCCUGGUAACAGGGAACUGGCAAGGCCCUCCUUAAAAUUUGUUGAUAAAGAGAUUAGAUUCCCAGUCUGCAUUCUCAUUUUGCAGUAGGACAUGCUCGGUCAGCCUGUCAUGGAGAGCCCCUUCAAAGACUAGCCCUGUGCCCAUCUUCCUUUGGGAUCCUGCAAAUGCCCAGAUAAAGAUGAAUGUCAUGCAUCACCCAAUAUGAAAGUUUUGGAAGUUAGAAGACGUUUGCUAAGUCAAUUUACUUCAACCUGGCAACUUCAGCAGUAAUUCCAGCCAGUUUGCAUUUAAUGGAAGAAGACCAUUGUCUGCCCAUGUACAUGUCUAACUCGUAAUAGGAGGGUGAGUUAAGCAAGACUCUGAAGCUGUUUAAGAGUUGACUAGGAAGUGAGCAGUUUGAACACUGGAAGGGGUGAGGGACUGCAGUGAUGAGGAGAACAAGGUCUGUAUUCUUUAAAGUGGAUUUGUCAAAUGUACUUGAAAGAUGCAUCUCCAAGGACCUUGGAGUAAUGGGAUCAAGACAGAGGUGAACCCUGCCCUUGUAGAGUCUUGAGUCUCUGGAGGAAGACACACAUUAAAUUACAUCAAUGUAAAGAUGAUCUGUAUUUGGAGAAGAGAACUAAAUUUUACACGGGCAACAUAACAUCUCAGGACUUCAGCUCAUCUCGGUGAGAGGAAUUUUUCAGCUCCUGACAGUCAUGAAACCUGUGGGGGUUCAUCUUCAGCAUCAACCUGAUUGGAUCCAGGCUACCUGAAAUAUUAGAAAGUUACUGUUCAAGUCACAUACAUCAUAAUGCGGAAUUCUUCAUCAGUACCACCAAAAGAUCAAGUCCACCCACAACAGACUCGUUCUGGCUCACUGAUUGCUCAGCAUCCCAUCCACCAGCAGCAAUUUGAUGAAUCAAACAUCCCUUCUGGAACAGCACAGAGUGGGAAAAGUUUACAGAAUAAGAGUCAGUUUAGGACCAUUGCACCAAAACUUGUGCCUAAAGUCUUAACAUCCAGAGUGCUACCGUGUCCUUCCUCACUUUCUGACCAAGGGAGUCUGGCUCUAACCUCCAAGCCUCUGGGCAUGCCCACCCAGAACUAUGCUCUGAUGCAGGUGGCUGGCCAGGAGGGGACGUUUUCUCUUUUUGCUUUGCCGAAUGUUGCCUCAGCUCAGCCAGUUCAGAAGCCCAGAAUGUCCCUGCAUGAAAACCUUAAACUGCCUAUUCCUCGAUAUCAACCACUAAGUAACAAAGGGUUAAGACAGAAACAGGACCUGAGCUCUCCCAAGAGUAGCUGGAAUGAACCUCCUGGCCCAGCCCAGACAUGCCAGAUGUGCCCUUCUCCACAAGCCCGUUCUGAACUGCCUCACCAGACCAACCUGUUGACGCAAAUGCCCACUUUAAACCCUUCUCCCACCAUCAGAACAGCUGCACUGACCAGUAGUAUUGACCACAGAGAUUCAAAUCCUCUAGUGACCAACAGCUGUGGAGACCUGAAGCUUCCUGCCAUCCCAGCAUGCACUACAGAGGAUUCCUCUUCCCCACAGAACCUCCCAGCAAUCAUGCAGAAGGCAGACUCUGCCAGGAAGGAGGUGCCCACUAAGCCUGCUGAUGCUUCCAGGAAGGAGGUGCCCACUAAGCCUGCUGAUGCUUCCAGGAAGGAGGUGCCCACUAAGCCUGCUGGUGCUGGUGACGAGCUCAGAGAAGAGGUGGCCCCUGCACACACUGUCUUCGGCAAUGUGGUUCAGUUGGUCUCUUCAGUACCAAAGGGUAAACUGCCCAUCCUGCCCUUCUCAAAAGGGAAAGCCACAGAUGCUGAUGAUGCCGAAGUAUCUUCAUUUGGAUACAGGGCAAACUGUGAUGAGAGACUGUCCAUAACAGAAAGGUUUGAUGCAGCCACCACGAUGCCCAGCAAGAUGAGUGCUCUGCACGGGUCAAAGCAGAGUGCUUGUGAAAGUACCUUCUGUCCUGUCACCAAACUAGACCUCAGCCACAAAGGAAAACCCAGCAGUGGGGCAGCAAAGAGAAGAGGAAGGAAAUGGAAAGUGCCAGAUGAGAUUUUAGCACUGCAGGGCAAAAGGAGGAAGUUCAUUAUUGGUAUGUGUGGAGAUGGCGUAGAGAGGGGGAGAAACAGUCCCCAAGAACCCAGAGACCAGAAGCCCAAGGCUGCUUCGAGAAAGUAUCGCAGCAUCAUGCCCAAGCCUAUCAUCAUCAUGUCUGCUUUGGCGCCCCUGGUGUCUCCUGCAGCCGCACUGCAGUCCCAGGCUCCCAGCAGCCUAGGUCAGGAUGUUCUGCUGAACAACGCACUGCCUCCAAAGUGUCUUGGCUCCAAGCAAAGUGACAGCCCUACCCCUAAGUCCAGCUCUAUGCUCAGAAAUGGAUUCUCUGGCAUUAAGAAGCCCUGGCACAUGUGUCCCGUCUGUAACCACCACUUCCAGUUCAAACAUCACCUUCUAGACCACAUGAAUACACACACCAACAGACGGCCUUACAGUUGUGGGAUCUGUCGCAAGGCCUAUGUCCGUCCCGGCAGCCUGAGCGCACACAUGAAACUUCACCAUGGUGAGAGUCGCCCCAAGAAACUAGUGUGCUGUGAGUUUUGUGCAAAAGUGUUUGGUCAUGUCCGAGUCUAUUUUGGCCAUCUGAAGGAGGUGCACAGGGUUGUGAUCAGCACAGAGCCCUCCUCCAGUGACCUGCAGCCAGGAGACAUACCAAAGAACAAAGACAGAGAUGCCUGUGUGCAAGGACCUGAUGGCCCACUGGAGAGGGAAACCAAGUCAAGUUUGGAAGAAGAUUUCCUUCUAAACCAGGCAGAUGAAGUCAAGUUGCAAAUUAGAUGUGCCCGUUGUCAGAUCACUGCUCAGUCUUUUGCUGAAAUAAAGUUCCAUUUGCUUCAUGUUCAUGGCGAAGAGAUCCAAGGCCGACUUCAGGAGGCGAUCUCACCAGGCGACAGAGCUGGGGCUCCCCACCAGAAGCCUCACACUGAGAGAAGGAAGCAGGCGAAGCCUUGUGCCUCUGUGGAGGACUCCCCAGCAUUUCCUAAAGUAAAGAGGCAGCCACCCCCUCAUCAGAAGAGGGAGGAAGUGCUGGCAGAAAGUGAAGGUGGCCCAUGGGGAAGGAACAGCCCACAGCACCCCACCAGGCUUCUCUGGUCCCAUUCAGGCUUUAACUGCCUGCUCUGUGCCCAGAGGCUGGGGAGGAAGGAGGACCUGCUUCUUCACUGGGCACACCAGCACAACUGUGAGGACCCCACCAGACUCUGGGCCAUCCUGGGUGCAUUCUCUAACCAGGGAGCUCCUGAGUUCCCCAGUGAGGUAAAGCAGUGACACUGAGGCCACGCAGCUGAAGAGAUGUCACACCACCUUUCUGUCAUGCUCUGUUUCUGUUAGUAUUUCAUGGUAAGGAUCCAGUACUCCAGGGCUAACACCAGGGCACAGAGGUAAUUUUUUGUGCAUAGUUUUAUUUUCUUAAGAAAUAAAAUAUGGGGCUGGGUGGUAGUGGUGCACGCCUUUAAUCCCAGCACUCGGGAGGUAGAACCAGGCAGAUCUCUAUGAGUUCGAGGCCAGCCUGGUCUACAGAGCGAGAUCCAGAUCCAGGACAGGUGCCAAAACUACACAGAGAAACUCUGUCUCGAAAAAAAAAAAAAAAAAAGAAAAGAAAGAAAGAGAAAAAUAUGUGCCCUGGAUGAAUUUUUCUAACAUAUAUAGUCUCACUUUAAAAUUCCAUGCAUUCUCUAAUAUCAUAGACUUUAUUUCAUAAUAAAUAAAAAUAUUAAAAUUAGGAAAUUGAAAUGUAGAGAAGAUUGUUCUUGAUUGCAAAUUUUUGAGUGUGUGAGAGAGUGUGUGGGUGUGUUUGAGUGUGUGGGGGUGUGUGUAAGUGUAUGUGUAUAUGUGUCCUCUUAUUUUGAUACUGUUUGGCUAUAUUUAUCAACAGUUAAUUCUACAACAGUGGCAUGUAGUCCCAACUAUAGUAUAUAGGUACAUGAUAAAUGUUCAUGUUAUUAGUCUCUGCUUUAUUUGAAUAUGCUCUAGAACAGUCUUUUUAAUGUUUUCUCUGCCAUAAUUUAAAUCUGUGUUUUCAAGACACAUUUUUUGUAAUUUUGCUGUUUUCUUAAAUGUACAGUUCUUUGAAGAGUAGCCAGCAAGUAUUCUAGUGUUCCAUCUCAAAAUAAUAGAAAAAAUGGAUACUUCAGCUAAUAAAAAAAAAUUCUGCUUGCA
Peromyscus californicus insignis is the source of this 4268-nucleotide messenger RNA. It is a transcript of the gene Znf438, whose product is annotated as zinc finger protein 438. The record is from RefSeq and is a predicted model, not a curated record. Gene Ontology annotation, cellular component: nucleus. The transcript is spliced from 10 exons. The coding region runs from base 858 to 3377 and encodes 839 amino acids. NCBI's taxonomy places the organism in Eukaryota, Metazoa, Chordata, Mammalia, Rodentia, Cricetidae. Gene Ontology annotation, biological process: regulation of transcription by RNA polymerase II. Gene Ontology annotation, molecular function: sequence-specific DNA binding; DNA-binding transcription factor activity, RNA polymerase II-specific.